Messenger RNA from Carassius auratus (goldfish), 3318 nucleotides. Its product is annotated as mannan-binding lectin serine protease 1-like. Gene Ontology annotation, cellular component: extracellular region. Gene Ontology annotation, molecular function: calcium ion binding; serine-type endopeptidase activity. The coding region runs from base 143 to 2374 and encodes 743 amino acids. Lineage: Eukaryota; Metazoa; Chordata; Actinopteri; Cypriniformes; Cyprinidae. The record is from RefSeq and is a predicted model, not a curated record. The transcript has 12 exons. Gene Ontology annotation, biological process: complement activation; proteolysis.
CACACACACACACACACACACACACACACACACAGAGUCCGUGGGGGAGAACUCAUUGUAAACAUGCAAUGUGACUUGUGGAGAAAAACUAGAGUUCAGACGGGAACGCAGCACCUUUCCAACGUACGGAGAGAAAUAAGUCAUGGAGCUUACACGUGUCAUUGUGAUCUUGGCCCAGUGUGUAUGGCCCUCGUGGACUCAAUUCAUCCACCUCACAGACAUGUAUGGGACCAUCAAGUCUCCAAACUUUCCUGAAUCCUAUCCAAAAGAGAUUGAUCUACAGUGGAAUAUAACUGUGCCAGAAGGAUAUCAAAUCCGACUCUAUUUUAUGCAUUUCGACAUUGAGCCCUCAUACUUGUGUGAAUAUGACUACUUGAAGGUAUACUCAGACACUGAAGAGCUGGCCGUGUUUUGUGGAAAAGAGAAUACAGACACAGAACAGGUCCCCGCUGGUGAUGUCAUCAUGUCCCCCAGGAACGUGCUCAGUGUGGCCUUCCGUUCAGACUUUUCCAAUGAGGAACGCUACUCUGGCUUCGAGGCUCACUUUAGUGCGAUUGAUGUAGAUGAAUGCAGAGACCGGAAUGAUGAAGAUCUUGCCUGUGAUCAUUUCUGUCAUAACUACAUUAGCGGUUUCUACUGUUCUUGUCGUUACGGGUUCCUGCUUCAUUCUGACAACAGAACUUGCAAAGUGGAGUGUAAUGAAAGCGUGUACACAGAGCGCUCUGGAGUGAUCACCAGUGCUGAUUUCCCUAAACCGUACCCCAAAAGCUCUGACUGCAUGUACCGCAUUGAGCUGGAGGAGGGUUUUCAAAUCACUCUGGAGUUUGAUGACACCUUUGACAUUGAAGACCACCCUGAAGUCACCUGCCCCUAUGACUUUAUCAAAAUUAAUGCAGGAGACAAGGAGUUUGGCCCGCUUUGUGGUGAGCAGUCACCAGGGAAGAUCCAGACAGGAAGUAACGCAGUCAGCGUCCUGUUUCACAGUGACAACUCUGGAGAGAAUCUCGGCUGGAAACUCACUUACACCUCCACUGGUUCUGAAUGCUCUCCUCUUGCGGCGCCCCUCAAUGGACACCUGGAGCCUCUGCAGUCUAAUUACGUCUUCAAAGAUCACAUUAUGCUGACCUGUGACCCUGGAUACUCGCUGAGACAGGGUGAUAAAGAAUUUGAGCACUAUCAGAUUGAGUGUCAGAGGGAUGGGAAAUGGAGCAGUGACGUCCUGCUGUGUAAAAUGGUCGACUGUGGUCCAGUGGAUGUAGUUUUGGGUGAGGUGGUUUUUGAGAGCUCUGGAAACAGUACUGUGUUUGGAUCCAGAAUCCAGUACAGCUGCAGAGACUCUCGCCAGCUCAACAACACUUACACCUGUCAUCAGAGCGGGGAAUGGGUGAGUGAGGAUGGGACACCACUGCCCUCCUGUCUAGCAGGAGAUUUAGAAAGAACCUUAAGUACCAAUCCCGAAUCUCAACUUCCUACUCCUCUAGCAAACACUUCUCUUGCAUGUGGUGAGCAGUCACAGCUCUUCCCAGCCCAGCAGAAGCGAAUCGUUGGUGGGAGAACAGCAUCUCCAGGUCUGUUUCCCUGGCAGGUUCUGCUCUCAGUAGAGGACAUGUCCCGGGUCCCCAAGGUCUGCUUGUUUGGCAGCGGUGCUCUCCUCUCCUCAACCUGGGUUCUCACAGCCGCUCAUGUGCUCAGAUCUCACCGCCUUGAUCUUUCCGUUGUACCUGUUGCUUCUGAACACAUUCGUGUGCACUUGGGCCUCACAGAUGUACGGGAUAAGCACUUGGCCACCAACCGGUCCGUAGCAAAAGUCAUCCUCCAUCCUCAUUUUGAUCCUAAAAACUACAACAAUGACAUUGCUCUGGUUAAACUCAGCCAGGAGGUGGCGCUGUCUGCGUUAAUACGGCCCGUCUGUCUACCAAGGCCUGGUGUAGAAGGUCAUGCCCUAAUGCCUCUGCCCAACACAUUGGGUAUAGUUGCCGGUUGGGGCAUUAACAUGGCCAAUGCUUCUGCCUCCUCCAGUGGCUUGACUUCCGAUUCCAGCACUGUUUCCGAGCUGCUCCAGUAUGUGAAGCUCCCGGUUGUGCCGCAGGAUGAAUGUGAAGCCAGUUAUGUGUCACGCUCUGUCAACUACAACAUCACCAGCAAUAUGUUUUGCGCUGGCUUUUAUGAAGGCGGUCAGGACACCUGUUUGGGGGACAGUGGGGGAGCGUUUGUCACCCAGGACGCCCGCAGUGGCAGAUGGGUGGCACAAGGACUGGUGUCCUGGGGUGGGCCAGAGGAGUGUGGCAGUCAGAGGAUGUAUGGGGUGUACACUCGGGUGACAAACUACGUCCACUGGCUACACAGGCACAUGGAUGUGGACCGCUGGUGGUGAAGAAGUCUGAAAAGUGCGCUGGAGCUGGAAGUCUCUCCUUAUUAUUAUUAUUUUUUAAUUUUGUCAUUUUAUUUUGCCAUUCUUAUAAUUGAACUCAAUGUAAGGCAAGAGUUACACCCAGAAGUGUUCAUUCUUGUAUUUGGUCAGAUUUCUUUAUUAUGGACUUUUUUUUUAAUUCAAACAUUUAUGCUAGCAGUUUAUGAAUUUAUUUGUAGUACAGAUUAUAUGAACUUGAAACUUAAAAUUGUAUCAUCCUUGAGUACUGGUUAGGGACUUUAGCCUAUCAAGACAGCAUCCAUAUUACACUAAUGUUCAAAAGUUUGGGGUCUGUAAGAGUUUUAAUAUUUUUUUAAACAAAUUAAUACUUUUAUUCAGCAAGGACACAUUAAACUUAUCAAAAGAGACAGUAAAGACAUUUAUAAUGUUAUCCAUAAAAAUAGUAAGCAACACCAUUUUCAAGACUGAUAAAUGUUUCUUGAGCAUCAAAUUCAGCAUAUUAGAAUGAUUUUUGGAGGAUCAUGUGAUACUGAAGACUGGAGCUGAAGCUUCACCAUCAAAGGAAUAAAUUACAUUUAAAAAUAUAUUCAAAUAUAAAACAGUUAUUUGCAAUUGUAAGGAUACUUUGAAUUAUUACUGUUUUACUGUAUUUUUGCACUUUCAAAAACAUUGACGUUUCUUACCAGUUUUUUAAAGGACACCAUAUUGUACAAAAAAAUAAGCAAAAAAAAACAAAAAACAUUAUACAUCUUUCUAAUGAUAUAAUUCAUUUAAACCUGAUGAAAUUUGUAGUUUUAUACACAUACAUAAUAUAUCAUCACAAGUUUAAAAUGAUAUAAUUAAUAAAAAUGGUUACACUGCUAAUAAAAGCCACUAAACAUUUAUAUAUGAAAUGAACACAUUCGCAUGUAUUGAUAUAAUUUGAAUGAAAUAAAUGUUUUAAGAAA